Messenger RNA from Pocillopora verrucosa, 1709 nucleotides. Its product is annotated as octopamine receptor beta-2R-like. Gene Ontology annotation, molecular function: G protein-coupled receptor activity. Lineage: Eukaryota; Metazoa; Cnidaria; Anthozoa; Scleractinia; Pocilloporidae. The record is from RefSeq and is a predicted model, not a curated record. Gene Ontology annotation, biological process: G protein-coupled receptor signaling pathway. Gene Ontology annotation, cellular component: membrane.
AUAUGAAGGGACGUCAAAUUACCACCAGAUUUUAAUCAUUGCUGCUGAACAAGAAAGGGUUUUUCAUCUUAUUCUCAGCCUAUAACUGCAAUCUUAGAACUAAAGCCAUAGAGAAACAAAGUGAUUAAUUCGUAACGUGCACGAAUAAUGCAUGGAUCUCGGCCCUUAAUCUGCCUAGCUUUAACAAAAGAUCUAUAGCGUAGGAAAACAAAGCGACACCUAUUAUCUUCCUCCAAUGGCAACGAAGAGAAAAUACUCCAGACUAUUAAAAGGAUUUCCUCAAGACAGGUUCAUUUCUUAUCAGUUAUUCUUUAAGGUAAACCGCAGUUGCUUUCGACUUAUGUCCAAAAAAUAACAACCGUAACGGCUUAUUUUAGGCGUGUUUUAUCCGAGAACAAGACCGUUUCAACCUCAGGUGACUUGAGAGAAGCAUGUUUGAGACAAAAUUUUGAUUUCACUAGAGGCAAUUUGGUUUUAGCAGGAGCUGAAAAUGAGGCGCUGAAGAUGAAUACGUAAGAUUACAUCGGGAUUCUGUUCAAUAUGGGAAACACGACAGCCGUGGAGGUGAACAGUUACUUUUCAGAACCAGUAGAUGCCAGAACAUUUCGCGCUUUAAUAGUAUCGUGGGCAUUACUCGGACUUAUCUCUGCUGGAUUGAACCUUUUCGUGUGCGCCAUGGUGAUCUUUAACAAAAAGCUUCACACAAUGACAAACUAUCUUGUUCUCAGCUUGUCUAUCUCUGAUCUGAUGGUAGCGGUUGUGUUUGUCCCUGUGUACAUCAUCGAUCAUUACGUCAAGACAGUCAUCGCAGGCUAUUUUGUGGCCUUCGUCUUAUUAACAACGGUUUUCAAUCUCUGUGGCGUCACGUACGAGCGUUAUAUCGCGUUGACACGACCUUUUCGUUAUCGAGCGAUCAUUAACAACCAAAAUGUGACCGUUAUUAUCAGUAUCUCUUGGAUCCUUCCACUGAUUCUGUCUCUUCUUCCGUUGGCUUGGAACACCGACGCGACUUCCACCAUUCACAAAGCCUACCUGGCGACUAUUUUGGCCACUUGCAUCUUCAUUCCAUGUACGACAAUGGUGUGUGUUUACAUGGGUCUGUUAAGGGUGGUACAUCGUUUUGUGAUGAGAAAUAAGAAACGGACGUGCAAAGGUAACAAUACCGGAUACCGGGCGGGCAACGAAGAGAAAGCAGCUGGAGUAUUUGCCAUCGUUCUUGCGAUGUUCCUGGUUUGUUGGCUUCCUCUCAUCUACAUCAACAUCUGUUUGAUAACAGACCAGAGACAUCUUCUCUCUAAUGAACUAAUACUAAUCUCUUUUUACACCUUAGUUCUCAACUCCAUACUGGACCCUGUAAUCUUUGCACUUUAUAAAAAAGACUUUCGUGAGACGUUGAAGAAGCGCUUAAGGCUCAAAUGUCCCGGCAAAGACCAAAAUGGCCACCCCAAAGAAGAUUCUGACAUGGGUUUAAGAAGGCUCUCUUUGAAAACCAAUAACUUUGAGGAGGUUACAUACCCCUAACAACGGAGACACCAAAAAGUGUCAUAACUACCUAUUUUAGCACGUUGAAAAUGAAUGUUAUUGAACGACUAUUUUGACUAAUACGGCAAAAGUAAAAAUUUAAGUGUUAAUUCUAAAAAGAUCUUUCGGUUAGCUGAGAGCUUCACGAAUAAAAUUCAGCUGUGAUAACGCUGGAGAUGGCAAGGAUG